Molecule: messenger RNA, 1137 nt
Organism: Dalotia coriaria
Lineage: Eukaryota; Metazoa; Arthropoda; Insecta; Coleoptera; Staphylinidae
Gene: mRpL16
Product: mitochondrial ribosomal protein L16
Exons: 5
Coding region: 397-1110 (237 amino acids)
Biological process (GO): mitochondrial translation
Cellular component (GO): mitochondrial large ribosomal subunit; ribosome
Molecular function (GO): structural constituent of ribosome; rRNA binding
Source: RefSeq, a predicted model, not a curated record
GCAUGUCACAGCAACGCCGAAGCAGAUGAGCAGGAAAUUUCGCGAUGAAAGCAUCUAGAACAAGACGAGCACAAAUUCGAUGUCACAACAUGACACAACAGAAAUUUAUUGAGGGUGUAAAACGAUAAUAAUUUCAAGGGACGAGUUCAAGGUCUCCCGGGAGCGCUCGCGCGUCGUAAUAGAGCUCCGCAGCGAUUUAAAUUCAACAUGCAAGUUAUGCAAUUCCAAAUUGAAACGCUGGCGACGCAGCGAGGGUGAAUACCUAGAAUUUUAUUGCUUCGUGAUGUUCUGGUUGCCUAGGUUAUAACACCGCCUGCUUCUUUAUUACUUCACGAAAGUAUAAAGUAACCUCAAACAUUUCACAUUUGUUAAAGUUAAAGUUAAAUAAUAGUAAUAAUGAAUUUACAAAGAUUUUUACGGUUUACACAUGUCCCUGUAAGGACUUCACAAAUAUGUGGAAUGAAAAACUUUGAGCCACCAAAAGCCUAUGAUCAUAUCACAAUUCCUGACAAACCAAAGCUCAAAUUCAUGGAUAAAGUUCCUGUCUAUCAAGCAAUGGUGAGACCACCAAAGAUGCAAAAGAAACUCAAACUGAUGAUGGGGCCUGAGACAGUCCACAAUGAGCUUCUACACAAACAGUAUGGUAUCAUUGCUUUAGGCGGCGGCCGCCUUAAAUUCGGACAUUUGGAAAUGGCGCGUUUGACAAUCGGCAGAAAAAUGGAUGUUAACCGGAUGUUCGCCAUUUGGCGAGUGGACGCACCAUGGCAACCUGUGACCAAAAAAGGGCAAGGCCAACGAAUGGGCGGUGGUAAGGGCGCGAUUGACCACUAUGUAACUCCCAUCAAGGCAGGUCGCGUGAUACUUGAAGUAGCCGGCAAGUGUGAAUAUGCUGAAGUCAAGAAAGUUUUGGAAGAAGUCGCGGCCAAGCUGCCUUUUAAAGCAAUGGCCGUCUCCCAAGAGCUCCUCGAUGAAAAGGCGGCACAUGAGAAAUGGGAAGAGGAAAACAACGCGAAUUAUUAUUCAAUUAAGUAUGUUAUACAGAAUAAUCUAGGUGGAUGUCAAGCAAAACUAAGGCCCAACGACCUGAAGUACUUCGGGAAAUAUAUUUAAGUCAAUAGAAGAAAAGUAAAAUUAUAA